AUGAUCGGAUCUUCUCAUAUCCCGUUCGAUGAAGGCCCGUCGGAGGAGUUCCUUGUAUUCAACGCUUUGAUUUGGACUCGCUCGACGAACACUGUGUCCGAUACGAUCACCUUAUAUUUCAUGGAAAACGGAUCCGGUACAACGGCGCUGGACAAGCUUAAGCCAUCGGCCGGAUAUGCCGGCUAUUCGACAAAUUUUAAGCUGCCGCAGCGUUCUUAGCAUUGGCAGCAGGAGUAUAUAUGAUAAUGUAUGUUG
Molecule: messenger RNA, 255 nt
Organism: Puccinia graminis f. sp. tritici CRL 75-36-700-3
Lineage: Eukaryota; Fungi; Basidiomycota; Pucciniomycetes; Pucciniales; Pucciniaceae
Exons: 2
Coding region: 1-219 (72 amino acids)
Source: RefSeq, a predicted model, not a curated record